CUCCAAAGAUGCACAAAUUUGUUUAAGGUGGACGCAUCACGCAUGUUUGGUGCAUACAUUACAGCGUGUGUGAAAUAAACUGGAGAAGGCGUGAAGAUUAAACGUGAAGACUGGUACACGGGAGUGUGCACAAUGUCGGAGCUCUAUGUGUUGUUUGAACAUGCAGCUGGAUAUGCCAUAUUCAGAGUCAAGGAGUUUGAAGAAGUAGGGAUGCUCUUGCCACAAGUUGAAGCUUCUGUAACAGAUUUAAGCCGUUUCAAUCAAGUUGUCAAACUUAUCAGCUUUGCGCCUUUCAAAACUGCAUCAUCAGCCUUGGAAAAUAUAAAUGGCAUCUCAGAAGGAUUGCUACCAGAAGAUUUGCGCCUUGUUUUGGAGACUCAUUUACCCAGAAAAAAGAAAUCUGUUGUAACUCUGGGUGUUUCUGAACCUAAACUUGGUGCAGCAAUCACAGAAGCAUUGGGCAUAACAUGCCAGCAUACAGCCCCAAUUCCAGAAAUAGUAAGAGGAAUCCGCUACCAUUUUCAUGGGUUGGUGAAAGGAUUUACAGCAAAAACUGCAGGUGUUGCUCAGCUUGGUUUGGGGCAUAGUUAUUCGCGUGCCAAAGUAAAAUUUAAUGUGCACAGAUCUGACAAUAUGAUUAUUCAAAGUAUUGCUCUGUUAGAUCAGUUGGACAAAGAUGUAAACACAUUUUCAAUGAGAAUCAGAGAAUGGUAUUCAUACCAUUUCCCAGAGCUGGUGAAGAUAGUACCUGAAAAUUAUAUGUAUGCAAGAGUGGCAAGACUUAUUGGAAACAGGAAGGAGUUUACUGAAGAUAAACUUGAAGCAUUGGAGGAACUUGUUAUGGACAGUGCAAAAGCCCAAGCUAUCCUCAGUGCUUCGCGUUCUUCGAUGGGUAUGGAUAUAUCUCCUGUUGAUCUAAUGAACAUUGAGCUGUUUGCUGCAAGAGUUGUCGCUUUGUCUGAUUAUCGCAAGCAGCUUGCUAGUUAUCUCCAUACUAAAAUGGAAAGUGUAGCUCCAAAUCUAGCUACUCUUGUUGGGGACCAAGUUGGUGCACGCCUCAUAUCACAUGCAGGCUCCCUCACAAAUCUUGCCAAGUUUCCAGCCUCUACAGUACAAAUACUUGGUGCAGAAAAAGCCUUAUUCAGGGCACUCAAAACUCGAGGUAAUACUCCGAAGUACGGCCUACUAUUUCAUUCAACAUUUAUUGGUCGUGCUGGGCUGAAAAACAAAGGCCGAAUUUCACGAUACCUGGCCAAUAAAUGUGCGAUCGCAUCUCGAAUAGAUUGUUUCUCAGAAAAACCAACAAACAUAUUUGGUGAAAAAUUAAAGCAGCAAGUGGAGGAAAGACUUACAUUUUAUGAAUCUGGUGAGCUGCCACGAAAAAAUAUAGAAGUAAUGCAAGAAGCUAUGCAGGAAGUUGCACAGUUACAGGCGGCGACAGCAGCUGCCAAAAAGAAAAAGAAGAAGGAUAAGAAAAGAAAAUCAGAGUGCCUGGAUGAAAGUGUUACAAAUGAUGCUAGUGUUGAAAAUGGAGACAUUACUCUUGAACCUCCAAAAAAGAAGAAAAAGAAGAAGGUGAAACUCCAGCAAGAAGUUGAAUAAUAAACCUAGGUGCUUGGUCUGGUUACUAAAAACUAUAAUGUUGUGACCCCUUAGGGCCUGAAAAAAAAAAGUAUUGCUAAGUUCUUAUGGAAAUAAGAUGAAGCUAUCAAUAAGAUUUUACAACAUAAUUACUUGUACAGCUCUAAGUAUCUGGAAGUCACAGUGAAAUUGAACGUGUAUUAUUGUGAAACUUUUUCUUGAGGAGCUAACAAAUGAUAUAGGAAAUGUGGUUGACAGUGCCUGUCUGAGAAUAGAAGCCUCCAUAAACUGAUUACUGUGGUUAACUUAUUGACAAUUCAGAAAAUGACAGCCAAAUGUAGUAUUUAUCUGAAUUCACAACCAGUCUAGUAAAUCUGUUCUUCUCUGCA
This is a messenger RNA of Schistocerca americana (American grasshopper), 1970 nucleotides long. It is a transcript of the gene Nop56, whose product is annotated as nucleolar protein 56. NCBI's taxonomy places the organism in Eukaryota, Metazoa, Arthropoda, Insecta, Orthoptera, Acrididae. The record is from RefSeq and is a predicted model, not a curated record. Bases 133 to 1602 code for a protein of 489 amino acids. The transcript has 10 exons. Gene Ontology annotation, molecular function: snoRNA binding. Gene Ontology annotation, cellular component: small-subunit processome; box C/D methylation guide snoRNP complex.